Messenger RNA from Oryzias melastigma (Indian medaka), 3815 nucleotides. RefSeq names its product transcription termination factor, RNA polymerase II (gene ttf2). Gene Ontology annotation, molecular function: ATP-dependent chromatin remodeler activity; ATP binding; zinc ion binding. The record is from RefSeq and is a predicted model, not a curated record. The transcript is spliced from 23 exons. Bases 80 to 3385 code for a protein of 1101 amino acids. Lineage: Eukaryota; Metazoa; Chordata; Actinopteri; Beloniformes; Adrianichthyidae.
UGCUUUGAUUGGUCCAAAUAAAAAUACAAGAGUUUAACUGCACGUAUGGGAAACCGAACGAUUUUAAUACGCUGAAACAAUGGAGAAAGUCUUGUGUAGUGAUCACGGAGCCAUUUGUAUGUUAAAAACGGGGUUGAAGGAUGGACCGAAUAAAGGCAAAAGUUUCUACGUCUGCGUUAACGAGCGGGGCUGUGAUUUUAGUCAACUGACCAGCCUCCCGCCCUCCCACUGCAUCAACCAUGAGGAUUCAAUGGUAGAAUUUCAGGCCAUCAGCUUCAGCCAGAAACACCAGAACCACAGGCUAUACUACAGAUGCAUUGUGGGUAAAAAGUCGGGACAGAAAUGGUGUGGAAGUGUGCCUUGGACUACACAAGAAAAAGAAAACAGAACCCCAAUGUUGAGCACACUGGUUCAGCCUUCCUGUAUUCCUCCUGUUAGAAAUCCCUUUAAGGCUCCUGGAAAGAUGCACAAAGACUCAGAGUGGAAGGAGAUUGAGAUUACUGGAUGCAAGGAGAGAGAGAAAAAAAGCAAAGAUACAAAUCAGACGGCUGAUAGGGGAGAAAGUUGUCAGAAGGAAAUUACAGAAAAUCUGAGCACCUACCACAGUAAAACUCUUCCACAAGGGAUGAAGAUAAAGAAGAGGAUUUCAAGUGAUGACAGCAGCAAAACUGAUGGAAAAGAAAAUACAACAGUAGAAACUGAGAAGAAGCUUGAAGGAGCUCAAAAUAAGAAGUCUACAUCCAACGCAGAAGUUCAGCCGGACAAAAUUAAUCAAAUUUCCUCUGAUGCACACAAAAGUUUGCAAAUAAAUGACACAGCGCUUCCAGGGAAUCAAUAUGACCCCCCAGUCCACAAGAGUGUCACUGAAUCAGAACCCAGCAGAGGCUCGCAUGCUUCCAGGAACGCAGGCUGUGUUGUCUAUUCGGAUGAGAGCAGUUCCCAAAGAGAUGAAAGCAAUGACGAUGUAGUAUUUGUGUCAGAAAAAGCUGCUCCUCAGAAAACCCCACCGACAUCUGCCAUCCAAAAAACCAUAACCAACUUUCCAGGGUUCCAGUGUGUUGCAAAGCUGGGAGGGCCUAAAGAGAGGCAAAGCCUGCUGUCUGUUCAGCUCAAACAGAAAAAGGCUACUCUAUCUGCUAUAAAUGUGGCGGCUCUGCCAGAUAAAGGAGAGAAGCUGCGGAUCCAGAUCAAAGAAUUGGAAGACGAGCUGGAGUCCCUGAGUCUGUCUGCAGCUUCUCAUCCGGAGUCUGUGGAUGAGAGCAGAAAACCCCACGAAAGCACGACCUUUAUUAAUCCAUUUGACCGACAGGGGGGCAGCAUCUUCCUCCCCGCUCCUCCACCCCCAGCCCCUAGCCAGUACCAGGCUGCAGGCAGUUCUCUGGGGCUGCAACACAGACAGAUGCCUGCACAGGCGCCUGGGGAGAAUCUCAUGCAGGCCUAUUAUGGCGGAAGGAUGACUCACGAUCGCCUGAUGGCUGUGAAGAACGCCACAUGUGAAGCAAUCGACCAUCUGCACAAAUCCCUGGAGUCUUGUCCGGAUCCCGAAACAGAAGUUCCCGAUCCCAAAGGAAUCAAGGUGCCUCUGCUGCCCCAUCAGAGGAGAGCUUUGGCCUGGCUGCUCUGGAGAGAAGCACAGAAGCCGUGUGGAGGAAUUCUGGCGGAUGACAUGGGUCUGGGUAAAACUCUGACCAUGAUUUCACUCAUACUGGCUAAGAAGAUGAACGCUAAACCGGAGGCCAAAAAGAAGGACACGACCAAGUUCUGGGUGUCUAAAAGUGAUUCUAGCAUAGUUUCUUCUGAAGGCACUCUGAUCAUCUGUCCUGCUUCACUGAUUCACCACUGGAAGAAAGAGAUUGACAAACGAGUCAAGACCAGCCGGCUUAGCGUAUACUUAUACCAUGGCACCAAUCGACAGAGAAGUGCCAAAGCGCUGGCGGAUUACGAUGUAGUGGUGACCACAUAUAGUCUGGUGUCCAAGGAGAUCCAGGUCCAGAAGGAAGAUGCCGAGAACCCCAGCAAAGACCCUGAUCCUGAGGCAUCACUUUCUAGUCCUCUGCUGCGGGUGAGAUGGACUCGAGUGAUUCUCGAUGAAGCUCACAGCAUCAAAAACCCCAAAGUCCAGACCUCAAUGGCAGUCUGCCAGCUGAGGGCCCAGGCCCGCUGGGCCAUCACAGGCACACCCAUCCAGAACAACCUGCUGGACAUGUACUCACUGCUAAAGUUUCUGCGCUGUUCUCCCUUUGAUGAGUACAAACUGUGGAAAGCGCAGGUGGACAACGGCUCCAACAGAGGCAGAGAGCGGCUCAACAUCCUGAUGAGAACUCUGCUGCUGCGGCGAACCAAAGACCAGCUGGACUCCACCGGAAAACCGCUGGUUUCUCUUCCUAAUCGGACCUGCGAGGUGCAUCGACUUCAUCUCUCUAAGGAUGAGCAGACUGUGUAUGAUGUGGUGUUUGCUCAGUCCAGAUCUACUCUGCAGAAUUAUCUGAAGAAACAUGAAGGAAAGGACGUGGACGCAGGAAACGCCACGUCUUCCAAUCCAUUUGAUAAAUUGGCACAAGAGUCUAGCCUGUCUCAGCCCACUGCAUCAAGCUCUCAGCAGCAUCAAGCGUCCUCCAACGGCAUCCACAUCCUGUCCAUGCUGCUGCGCCUUCGUCAGUGCUGCUGUCACCUCUCCCUUCUGAAGAAGACGCUAGACUCCUCUGAGCUGCAGGGGGAUGGGAUUGUUCUGUCCCUGGAGGAGCAGCUCAACGCUUUGUCGCUGUCCUCCAGCCCCUCCCCAUCAGACGCUGACCUCAAAGACACAGUGUUGCUCAACGGCAGCCGCUUCCCUUCACGGCUGUUUGAGGACGCCAACAAAAGCACCAAGAUUUCGGCUAUCACCUCUGAGCUCAUGGCGAUCAAAGAGAAGAGUGACAAUCAAAAAAGUGUGAUCGUGUCACAGUGGACAAGCAUGCUCAGCAUUGUUGCAGUUCACCUGAGGCAGAUGGGCUUGACAUUCGGAGUAAUCGAUGGAUCUGUCAACCCGAAACGCCGCAUGGAUCUGGUGGAGGAUUUCAACACAAACCCUAAAGGGCCUCAAGUGAUGCUGGUUUCUCUUUGUGCUGGAGGCGUGGGACUCAACUUGGUUGGAGGAAAUCACCUCUUUCUCAUUGAUAUGCACUGGAACCCUGCUCUAGAGGAUCAGGCUUGUGAUCGGAUCUAUAGAGUUGGACAAAGCAGAGAUGUCACCAUUCACAGGUUUGUUUGUGAAGGCACAGUGGAGGAGAAGAUUUCCAUCCUGCAAACAAGAAAGAAGGAGCUUGCCCAGAAUGUCCUCUCAGGAACAGGAAAUGCCGUCUCCAAACUCUCCCUGGCUGAUCUUAAAAUCAUUUUUGGCGUUUGAUUGAGAAGAUGUUUUUACAGCCUUCAAGAUGCACAAUUAUUUAUAUUUGGAAGUAUUGUAGGUCCUGAAACUUGUGUUUUCACCAAUUAUCAGAGACGUCGCUCUGAUUUGUAAUUCCAAGGCAAAAACCAGUAACUUGCUAAUAUAUGAGUUGUUGCAGCUAUUGUAGCUUUGGACAGGAGCAGUUACUUUCUCUUUGUGAAAAUUCCUUUUAAGUAUCAACUGUUCUUAAUUUUAGGGUUGAAAAAAAUGUUUGUCACCCGUUUUUAUGUUCUAUAAAUGUUGCUCUUAUUUUCCAGUUAUGUUUUAUUCGUCCAUAUCUUUUAUUUGCCUUGAAAUAAAUUCAACUACAUGAGAAUGUAAGAUACUAUUGUGUUAAAUUUACAAAUUGUCCUUUCAAUAAAAUAAAGGUAUAAAUGUUAAUUAUUAA